Dothidotthia symphoricarpi CBS 119687 is the source of this 549-nucleotide messenger RNA. RefSeq lists its product as uncharacterized. The record is from RefSeq and is a predicted model, not a curated record. Lineage: Eukaryota; Fungi; Ascomycota; Dothideomycetes; Pleosporales; Dothidotthiaceae. The transcript is spliced from 2 exons. Bases 71 to 439 code for a protein of 122 amino acids.
CCAUUGUCCAUUCCCAACAUACCAUCACAACCACGAUACCGCAAGCACUACAACGAGCCACACGUUCAACAUGCUACCCCGGGCACCUUUCGUAUCGGCAAGCAUUCGCCGUGCAUACCAUCUCCGCGCUCAAAGCACGUCUCAAGCGUCCCGCCGGACCACGAACCAACAAGUACUGUCUUCAAUACACUCGCUCCGUUAUGGAUACGAAUCGUUGAAUCGCAAAGUGAACACCAUACAACUCGAACUCGCGGGAGUCCGCAAACAGGUGGACGUUAUACGUCUCGAACUUGCGAAUAUCCGUGGACAGCUCCCAACUUUGUCGAUCUACAAAUACUUCUUGAUGUCGGCGCUAUUGGUGGGUUUUUCUGCGGGCCUUACAGCAACAUACCCAAUCGUUGAGAUGGUUAGAAGACGCAAGGUGUCUGCCUCAUCGUAGUCUCAGUUUAGGAAUCACACGGAUAGAGACGCUAGAUGGUUUGAGUGUGCGUUGUGGGAUACACUCAAGAGAACGAAGUGUUUGGGGAAACGGUGAAUACUGAUAGGAGA